This is a messenger RNA of Cicer arietinum (chickpea), 1140 nucleotides long. Its product is annotated as peroxidase 64. The record is from RefSeq and is a predicted model, not a curated record. Lineage: Eukaryota; Viridiplantae; Streptophyta; Magnoliopsida; Fabales; Fabaceae. Gene Ontology annotation, biological process: hydrogen peroxide catabolic process; response to oxidative stress. Gene Ontology annotation, molecular function: heme binding; peroxidase activity.
AUCUUUGAUUUCCACAACUAGAAUAUAAAAAACAUUGAAUUAUUUAAUAGUCUUAAUUGGCCUGCAUGGCUUUGGCUAUCAUGGUUACAUUAGUCUUGAAUUUAAUUCUCUUGUUCUCAGUAGUUUCAACUGUAAAUUCACUUAGCUUCAACUACUAUGAAAAGACAUGUCCUGACGUAGAGUUCAUUGUUGCCAAGACAGUGAAAGCUGCCACUGCUGUGGACAAAACUGUCCCUGCAGCGCUUCUCCGAUUGCACUUCCAUGAUUGCUUCGUUCGGGGAUGUGAUGCUUCUGUGCUGCUAAACUCAAAAGGAAGCAACAAAGCAGAAAAAGAUGGACCACCAAAUGUUUCAUUGCAUGCAUUCUUUAUCAUUGACAAUGCAAAGAAAGCAAUAGAAGCUACUUGCCCUGGAGUAGUCUCUUGUGCUGAUAUCCUAGCUCUAGCAGCAAGGGAUGCUGUAUUUCUGUCUGGAGGUCCAGGUUGGGAUGUUCCUAAAGGAAGAAAGGAUGGAAGAAUAUCAAAGGCUAGUGAAACCAUACAGUUACCAUCACCAACUUUCAACAUAUCACAGCUACAAAAGAGCUUCUCUCAAAGAGGUCUCUCAAUGGAAGACUUGGUAGCUUUGUCAGGAGGACAUACCUUAGGUUUCUCCCACUGCUCAUCCUUCAGGAACAGAAUCCAUAAUUUUAAUGCAACACAUGAUGUGGACCCUACAUUAAAUCCAUCAUUUGCAGCAAAGCUAAAAUCAAUUUGUCCAAUAAAAAAUCAGGUAAAGAAUGCAGGCACAACCUUGGAUGCUUCUUCAACUACAUUUGAUAAUACAUAUUACAAGUUGAUCAUCCAAAGGAAGGGUAUAUUUUCUUCUGAUCAAGUUCUUCUUGACACACCAAAUACCAAGGAUCUUGUUUCUAAGUUUGCUACCUCACAAGAUGCAUUUUACAAGGCUUUUGUGAAGUCCAUGAUUAAAAUGAGCAGCAUCAAUGGUGGCCAAGAGGUUAGGAAGGACUGUAGGGUGGUUAAUUAGGAAGGAUUUCUUAGUUUAAAUACAGUUUGAAGUAUCAUAUUCUCAUUUUGUAGAAAGAAAAUGAGCUAAAAUGUUUAUUGAAAUAAAACUGUUUUACUUUGUGUUAUGCGGAGUA